Molecule: messenger RNA, 333 nt
Organism: Colletotrichum fioriniae
Lineage: Eukaryota; Fungi; Ascomycota; Sordariomycetes; Glomerellales; Glomerellaceae
Source: RefSeq, a predicted model, not a curated record
AUGUCGGCGACAUUAUUCUACAUCUUUGACCGCAAAAAGAACGCCCAAUUCCGCGAGGCGUGUAAGCGCGAUCCCUACCUCACGCGGAAAGAAUUCGCGCGCCGGCGCAAGCUCAGCGCCCUGGAGAGGCUCGAAGAGGAGGAGCUGCAGCGGAGCAUCAUGAUUCGCAAGUCGCUUGCGAGUCGAGCAGCACCACCGCCGCCACCACCACCACCACCAGAUGACAACAAGUACGAUGGAUAUGCCGGAGCCCCCGAGGGGAAGGCAGCAGAUGAGGGAGCAUCAGGAGGAAUUACAUCACGGCCGACAAAUGUCUGGGGAGUGGGCGCCUAG